Molecule: messenger RNA, 990 nt
Organism: Caenorhabditis remanei
Lineage: Eukaryota; Metazoa; Nematoda; Chromadorea; Rhabditida; Rhabditidae
Exons: 3
Coding region: 1-990 (329 amino acids)
Biological process (GO): endonucleolytic cleavage in ITS1 to separate SSU-rRNA from 5.8S rRNA and LSU-rRNA from tricistronic rRNA transcript (SSU-rRNA, 5.8S rRNA, LSU-rRNA); ribosomal large subunit export from nucleus; ribosome biogenesis
Cellular component (GO): preribosome, large subunit precursor; nucleus; nucleolus
Molecular function (GO): protein binding
Source: RefSeq, a predicted model, not a curated record
AUGGCUGAUAAAUCGACAGAAGUUGAAAAAGCCAUCGACCCGAUCGUGGACUUGGGUAACCUGCUGUUUAUUGAUAGAGAGCCACUUCAAGGAGAUCCAAACGAAGGACUCGAAGAGCGCGCCAGGAAAAAUACCCAGCUCCUCUUCAACAAUAUUUGGCAGUUGGAGCAGAAACGAGUUGAGGAAGCAAUCACUGUAACUCUUCCAGUCGCUACUUACCGUCUUCCACGUGAGAAGAAGAUGCCAGAGAAGAAGGAGCCAACGAAAUGGGAGAAAUAUGCCAAGGAGAAAGGAAUUGAGAAGAGAAAGAAGGAUAAGAAGGUGUUCGAUGAAGCCACGAAGGAAUGGAAGCCUACUUAUGGAUACCGUCGUGGAAAUGACAACACGAAAGAUUGGCUUAUUGAGAUUCCAGAUAAUGCUGAGGAUCCAAACAAGGACUUCUUUGCUGAGAGACGUGAAAAGAAGAAGGAAAGAGUUGCCAAGAAUGAAAUGCAGCGAAUGAAAAAUCUUGCUCGUCAAAUGAAGACAACCGUUAAAACUGGACCUUCAACAGAGAAAAUUAUUGGAGUAGGAAUUGACGCGAAAGAAAAGUCUAAACAGCAAGUUCGCUUCGCCGUCGACCGUGCAAAACUUGCCACCGCUUCCGCUGGUAAAUUCCAAGAAGGAUUGAAAGGCGAGAAGGCUAACGUUAAAACUGGAAAGAAGAGAAAGUUCGAAGCUAAUGAAGCUCCAGUUUCUGGCGAGAAAGAACGUGCUCUGCAGAUUCUUCAACGAAUGAAAUCAAAGAAGGCUAAAAUCGUCGAAGAGAAAAUUGCUGCUGUCGCUGGACCAACCAGAGAAAAGAAAGAGAAACAGGAAAAGAAAGGUGCCAAGGAUCAAACGAGACAAAAGAGUCAAAUUCACCGACAACAAUGGUUCAAAAACAAGGUUGACGGCAAAAAGAAGGGAACCGUCGGAGCUAAAAAGAAGGGAGCCAACAAGAGAAAGUAA